GCAACAAUGGCCACCCCAAACUACAAGGAGCUUAAGCUGCAAUCGCCAGCCGGUGCUGAACCGUUUCUGUACAAUUGGCCCUUUUCGAUUGGUACCGGGCACGAUUCGGGCAUUGAGCUAAUCGAGAAUGUGCGUUGGGUGUGCGAGGACAUGCCGGAAAUCAAAUCGGCAAUCGAGGAAAUCGAUCUUAACAAACUCGACACGGGCGAUUAUGAUGCAAUGAAGAAUCUUUGCGAUCGUUUCAACCGGGCGAUCGACAGUGUCGCGGCAUUGGAAAAGGGAACAUCCUUAUCAAAUCAACGGUUCACCUACCCUUCCCGUGGACUUCUGAAGCACAUCAUACAGCAAGUUUACAACCAGGCAGUGGUAGAACCGGAAAAACUAAACCAGUACGAACCGUUUUCACCGGAAGUGUACGGCGAAACGUCGUUUGAUCUGAUCUGCCAAAUGAUCGAUCAGGUAAAGAUCACUGCAGAUGAUGUGUUCGUCGAUCUAGGCUCGGGUGUCGGCCAGGUGGUACUACAGAUGGCCGCUUCGACACCUGUCAAGGUGUGCUUCGGUAUUGAGAAAGCGGACGUACCGUCGAAGUACGCUGAGGGUAUGAACACAACGUUCAAGCUGUGGAUGCGCUGGUUCGGCAAGAAGUACGGUGACUAUGAGCUGAUUAAAGGAGACUUUCUAGCAGACGAGCAUCGGGAGAAGAUUACAUCGGCAACGAUCGUGUUUGUGAAUAACUUCGCCUUUGGCCCUAAUGUUGAUCAUCAACUCAAGGAACGUUUUGCUGAUUUGCGGGACGGUGCACGGAUCGUUUCUUCGAAAAGUUUUUGUCCGUUAAACUUUCGCAUCACGGAUCGGAAUCUAAGUGACAUUGGUACGAUCAUGCACGUGAGCGAAAUGAGCCCACUCAGAGGUUCGGUCUCGUGGACGGGUAAACCGGUCUCAUACUAUCUGCACAUCAUCGAUCGCACGAAACUGGAGCGGUACUUUCAGCGGUUGAAAACGAAGGGUACGGAAAAUCACAACGAUGGUACAAGCGGUGGUGGUAGCGGUUCACAUUCGACACGAUCGUCGCGAUCGCGCAAGGACCAAAGCAAUCACCACCAUCCGAAACAGAUCACGAACGACGAUAGCACGUCGGAAAGCGAUACGGAUGUGGUCGGGCCGACAACGCGCAAAACGUGGUCGGACUGGAACAGCGGCAAAGAGUGUAAAACAAGUCCGUCCGAGGAGGAGAACAAUAAUUCACCGGUGCUGCGUAACGGUCGUAUACCGGUGGCCACCAAGAAGCGUCGAAAGAUUACACGCAACAAGGCUACGGGCAAGAAAACGGAACUGGCGUCCGCCGCUAGUGCGUCGGCGACCAACCGGGAAAAUAUCGGUGUUGGUUCUUCGGCGUCUGCCGCAGCAGCUGCGGCAUUGGCUGGCGGAAAGAAACGGGGCCGUGUUAAGGGAAAGGGACGGCAGCGGCGUCCACUUAACAUUGCCGGACUUGAUUUGCUGCAUAACGAAACGCUACUGAGCACAUCGGAUCAGAUGAUUGGCAAACGGUUGCCACCGGCCCCGGGAUGUGUGGAUCAGCAGCUUACCUCGCUUGCGGGCGAUAUGCAGCAUAACGAACUGGACAUUCCGGAUGCGCCUUCGGAGACACCAUACGCGCUACAAAUACUGCUCGAUCUAUUCAAGGCUCAAUUUAUGAAAACCAUCGAAGCGAUGCGCAAACCAUCGUACAAGGACAACGUUCAGCAGCAGUUCGAUCGUGAGAAGGAACGCAACCAGUGGCUAAUGAAUCGAGCUGGCCAGCUCGAGAAGCAGAUAAAGGUGCUGAUCGAUGAUAGUGUAGCUCUGCUAAAGGCACGCAUGAACGAACUCGGCAUCAGUACGACCAGCCAAAAUGAUUUGCUUUGUAAGGCGAAAGAAAUCGUUGGUCGGCAUAAAGAGCUUCAGGUGAUGGCAGCCAAGUUGCAGAAUCAAGUAAAUGUAAUCGAACAAGAGCAGAAGCGGCUAGUGAUGACACAUCUUACGAAGCUUAGCUCCGAACAGCAACAGCAGCAUCAGCAUCCACAUCAGCAGCAGCUACACCCGCAUCAGCCCUACAUUAAGAUGGAAGAUACCGAACUGACAUCGUCAAGUUCGAACGAGCUGGUACUGAAAGCGAUCGCAAGUACGCUAUCCCAACGCAAAAAACUUUACGCGCAGGUGUCGAAUUUGGAAUCAGAACUAAAUCUGAUUGAAAAACUAACUGAGGAGCGAAAAUCGAUGGUAGUUGGACUAUCGUCUACAUCGUCUGGUGGCGCCAGCAACCAGGGCGUAUCGUCCACUGGAGCGGCAUCUACCACAUCGACCAUUAUUGCUGUAGCACGAGCGACGGAAGUGCGUGACCGGGAACAGUACGUUGCUCGUGAUCGAGAACACGUGAUGCAUGUGGAUAAACAAGGGUCCGAUUCGCUCCAACGUACGAUACCACCGGUUAGUGGUGCAGGGGUAGGUUCGACAGGACCGUUGCAUCCUCCUCCUCCAACUUCAGGAGUUGGAUCUACACCUACAACCGUACCUCACACGCCCGUAAAGCAAAGUUCCGGUAGUUCGUCUCGAUCGGCACAACGAAAGUCUCGCGAGAAUCGAACGCGUUCGCAAGAGUGGCCCGAAAUACCGGACAUUGGCAAGAUCGAGGAAAACAAUCCGGAAAUUCUCGCACAAAAGAUCCUUGAAACGGGAAGGCAAAUUGAAGCAGGAAAGCUUCUUGCUGCCGGUAAACACUCUUCAAAAGAGCGUGUUACUGAGGGAAAGCAUGCAAACCCGGCAGCGGCGCAUGGUUCUGGUGCAGUACAACCGGUACCGCUCACUACCGCUCAUCAACCUUCAGCAGUUGUUGUGUCUGGUUCACCGCAAUCAUUUCCUCCUCACCAUCAACAUCCACAAUCUCAAGUAACGUUAGUUCAUCCUCAUCUGCAUCAUGCGGAUGCGGCGUUGAUGCCCGCUCCGGCUUCUACUAUUAACAAGCCACAUCAUAGUCAUCAUCGCAGCAGUAGUGGUGGUGGUGGUGGUGCUGGUGCUGGUGGACUACCAACUGCGCCCGUUGUGUCAUCCAUUCCAGCGAGCAGUGGUGGUGGACCACUUCCGAAGUGUUACGUACCUGGUCCCAUGUCCAACGAACUUCAUAGCGGAGGCGGACGAAACGCAGCGGAAGGAAGUACGGGAGGACGUGGUGGAGGUGGAAAGCUGCACGACUCGCACAAGGUAGUUAAUUUUGAGGAUCGUCUCAAGAGUAUAAUCACCUCCGUACUGCAGGGUGCUCCAAAAACGGGAAACUCGGGAUCAUCAAGCUCGGCAUCUACGUCAUCGGCGUCACCACUCGGGAAUGUACCGACGCUGUCGUCGACUUCAUCUACGAGCGCAUCUGGCCAUCAUCGCAGUGGAAGUCAUCAACCGAUCAUGGUUGAUCCUCACGGUUCACCGUUAAAAUCAGCCUCAUCAGGGUAUGGUCCGGCAACAGGCUCAUCAAAGGCGAUCGUUUAUCUGCAAUCUUCUCCGGGAGCUGUUCAAUCGCAUCACCAGCAUCAAAUGAUGACAGCGCAUGACAUGUCGGCACGCUCGUCCUCGGGUGGAAGAGGACCCAGCCCUUCGGCACAUCAUCCAUCGCAUCAACAGCAACAACAUCAAGCACAUCAUCAUCAACAGCAACAACCACCGCAGCACGUACAGGUUAGUCAGUCACAGUAUCAACAGCAGCAACAAUUGUCUCAUCAUCCUCCGCACCAAUCAUUCCAUCCUCAACAGCAAUUCCAAAUGCACCAGCAACAGCAGCAGCAUCAGGGUAUGCUAAACGUAAUCACCAGUGUCGCCGCACAUCACUUAAACACCAGUACCUCGCCCGUGCCAACGUCUCCGUACAAAAUGCAUCCCACCGGACCGCCGGCUAGUAGCAGCAAUAGCGGUGCUGGCAAUCCAUCGGCAAAGAUCUCACCAAGCUCAAAGUAUCCGUACGCGAAAGGAGGAACACCCGUAACCGGGUUGAGCCAUCACUCGCCAGGAUCGUCGUCGGCCAUGAGUACGCAUCAACAAAUUAUGCAGCAGCAGGAGCGAGAGCGUGAUCGUGCAAUGCUGUAUGCGGCUGCCGCUGCCCAUGGAGGAGGAUUGCCGAUUACCGACCAUCCUUUACAUCAUCCCUUACAUUCGCAUCAUCAUCAUCAUCGUGGCAUACCACCACCGUCGGCCAUGAGUGAUGGAAAAAUGCUCGAAUUUAAGGCACCGGAAAACUUCCGGUACGAUCCAGUACGUGCAAACAGUAGCAGUGUGCCGGGUAGUAAUGUACAACCAAUGCGCGACACGUCACCAUCGUCCGCCAUAUUACAGAGUCAUUCGCGCAGUUCAUCUACUAACUCCCUCGAUAGUAUUCCGGCAGCCGAUUAUGGACCAUCGUCGGGAGUACGUUACAGUGGCCAACAACAGCAACCAAUCCCGCUAGUGACACAUUCGCCCGGUGUGGGAUCGCAAGGAUCUUCUGGUUCCGUUCCACAGCAAGGGGGAAAUAAUUCUCGACCCGGAUCAACAUCAUCCCAACCCGAUUACACGCAAGUUUCGCCGGCAAAGAUGGCACUGCGAAGACACUUAUCGCAAGAGAAAUUAACCCAUCCAUCGGCUGGAGGAGGAGCACCGGUAGGUCCCGGUGGCUCCGGUUUGGGUACGGUGAAAACGAUCGGCGAUCUGGUGAAUGGAGAAAUUGAGCGUACGCUAGAGAUUUCGAAUCAGUCCAUCAUAAACGCGGCGAUCAACAUGUCGUCCCAUCAGCAGCAAUCAUCUGCGUCUUCAUCCGGAAACUCAUCGGGUCCUCCACCUUCCGGAGGCAAUACGGUCAUCAACACGAAUGUGCAACGACCCGAACGAGUUAGUAUCCGGUUGUUGGAAGAAGCGGGACAUCUGGCAGCAGCAGCAGGUGGUCCACCAGCGCCGGGAAAUGGCGGUGGCACGUACAGUCCCAUUUCAAGACCGGGAAGUGUGGGAGAUAAUAGCAGCAAAUCACCCGUCCACCAUUUACACGGCCAGAGCAAUUUAGCUUCGCUCGCUCAGGUAACGGGAUAUAAUCCUAAAUCGACCAACCACAAAGGAUCCAGCUCAGUGACCGUACCGAGCUCUAUCGUGUCCCCGCAUGGUACAGCGCAACGGCAACAAUACUCACCGGCACCGGGCAGUGGCAGCGUUCCAGUUGGGGCAGGUGGUCCGGUAUAUCAGCAAUCGACAACUUCCCGUGGUCAUGAGCGGCAUCAUACAGCGGGAGGUGAUCCAUUGCCAUAUAUGGCACUGCCUCGUGCGGACAUGAAACCGUACCUUGAGUCGUAUUUCACCGACGAGCACAACAAGCGUCAACAACAGCUGCAUCAGCAGCAACAGCAGCAACAGCAGCAACAGUUGCAACAUCCAGUACAGUUACCCUCACCAUCUUCAAUGGUGUCUACAGGGCUGGGUCAUCAUCAGCCACAUCAGCAGCAGCAACAACAGCACAUACAACAUCAGUCUUCGCUUGCAACGCAUCGUGGGAACCAUCCGGUGGAUUUGCACCGCGGUCCAGUGGUGAUGGGUGAACCGGGCAUGAUGUCACGGUCGCGUGGCGAAAUGAUUCCGAUGGAUGAUAGCAGAAUGGAACGGUUAAAUGGCGGACAACCGUUGGAAGGUCUUGCGGCGUCAUUGCAAGCACGCGUGAUCGCCACACUCAAGAUUAAGGAAGAGGAUGAGGAGCGUCACAGGCGCGACAUAGGAGUCCAUCACAACAGUACUUCCGGUUCGGUUCACAGUAGCAGCAAUAGUAACAGUACCAAUAGCAAUAUCCAUGCUGGAAGCCUUCAGAUAGUACAAACUGCACACAUUAAGUCUGAAAAAUACACCUCAUCAUCAUCAUCCUCAUCUACAUCGUCCUCGUCUUCGACAUCGUCGCAUCACCAUCAACAUGCGCUGAAACGUACCUCACCGAUCGUGGAACAUCCACCUGGAACUCGUCCACCAAAGAUGCUCUAUACGAGUUCGUCCUCGGUUCCGGUCGGUAUCGAUUGUCCGGAUCCGGACAUGCUGCACGUAUCACGCGGCAGUGUACCGCCCAACAGUAUCGUCGGGCAUGGCGGCCGUGGCGGUUUGCUCGUGGCACCGCCACUAGUGAUGAGCCCGGAAAUAAACUCUCUGGUCGAUGACGGUCGGCAUCAUCAUCCGCUGCACGUACGCCACAAUCACCAUUCGCGCAACGACGUUGACGAUGAUGUGGUCGGUGACGAUGAAUCGAGCUGGCACGAUCGCGUCAGUUCCGGUUUUGAUCGGCUGGUAGCGUUUGCUUCAACCGAACUCGACAAAACGCGGCGCUCGAACGAAGACGUACCACCGUCCUCGGCGAGCUGCACCACCUCACCGGACAGCGGCAUCAAUCAGAGCGAUCACAGCCGUACGUUCUUGUCGUCUUCGUCCUCAUCGUCCCAGCUGGAUGUGCCGCCGAGCAGCGCUAGUGUGGGCAGUAGCAGCAGCAGCAGUAUCAGUAGUAGCAGCAGCAGCAACAGCAGUACCAGCAGUAUCGGAAGUGUAACUGGUAGUCAUGGGCAGCACGUUGGUGGUACACACACGCCAGUGGUAGCUGUUGGUGGUUUGUCGAUGAAACACAUGGUACCGAUUAUAAAAUCAUCACCUGCCGAGCCCGUCGACAGUCCACCGUUGUCGGAUGUUGGAUUACCCAGAACACCGAGUCCUACUUCGAGUCCACCGCUUUUAUUCGGACAUCCAACGGCUAGUAGCACAAUUGCAGGUGCAGGAAAUUCGUCCAUUGUACUUCAACCAUCGCUGUUGCAUCCUCCAGGCAGUGGUACCAAUGGAGGUAAUAACGGUGUGUCAGCAGGUACAGCAGCGCCACCUGGUAUCCCGUUAAAGUAUCAGCGGCAAUCGAAAUCUUCCUCCUCCUCGUCGUCCGAGAAGCAUUACAAGAAAAAGUUCCGUGAACGAAAUUGGGAAGAAUACGAAGAAAGCUUAAGCGGUGGCCGUAACAGUGCGAUUAGCGUUGGAGAACCGAUGGAACAACAGGACUAUGCCGUUACCGCACUGACACACCGACCGGGCUCUACCAGUACCAUGCUGUCGGCGGAUGGUGGAAAUUCGAAUCCUUCAGCUUCGUCCACCACAAUGUCACUAUUGGAAGGUAACUCUCUUGCAGAUAAUGGUAACGAUGAUCAUCAACUUGCACAACAGCAGCAAAAACAUCAUCAUUCGCAGCACCAUAAUCAACAGCAAGCUGCUCAGCAACAACCGCAACAGCAUCACCAUAAACAUAAAUCGGCCAAAUUUCGACCCAAAGGCAAAGACUGGCAAAACUGGGACGACGAGCAUUCGAAUGCGUCAUCCGGAUCGGCUACGGGUUCAUCCACACGGGCGACCGGUCGAGGUAGCAGCCAAUCGAUAAACCAUUCGGCCUGA
Molecule: messenger RNA, 7440 nt
Organism: Anopheles maculipalpis
Lineage: Eukaryota; Metazoa; Arthropoda; Insecta; Diptera; Culicidae
Gene: gpp
Product: histone-lysine N-methyltransferase, H3 lysine-79 specific
Exons: 6
Coding region: 7-7440 (2477 amino acids)
Biological process (GO): regulation of transcription regulatory region DNA binding; DNA repair; DNA damage checkpoint signaling
Cellular component (GO): nucleus
Molecular function (GO): histone H3K79 methyltransferase activity
Source: RefSeq, a predicted model, not a curated record